This is a messenger RNA of Cooperia oncophora, 612 nucleotides long. The record is from the annotation of a GenBank genome assembly. NCBI's taxonomy places the organism in Eukaryota, Metazoa, Nematoda, Chromadorea, Rhabditida, Trichostrongylidae.
AUGGGAUCGAACUACAAGUCGCGUCUCGUAUUGACUAUGUCGGCGGCAGUGCAGCUGUGUGAACAAUUGGGUGAAAUGAUCAAAUUUAGUGAGACACUGCCAGAAGGUGCCGAAGCUACUGCUGAGAACGGUGCUCUCAAAUCGGAAGUGUUGGCUUUCGACUCAAGGCGUUACUAUCUGGACCUGAAAGAGAACCAACGCGGGCGCUUCCUUCGCAUUGCACAGACCGUGGCCAAUCCGCGUAUGAGCCGCGCGCAGAUCGCUAUUCCAGCGCAGGGAAUGAUAGAGAUGCGUGACACUCUUCACGAGAUGCUGGAGAAGUACUCGGAGGGAUUCCUAAAUGACGGAAAUAGCACUGUGAAGCAGCCGGCUGGUUAUCGUACCUCGAUAACUAUUCCUCAAUCUGCUCUAGACAAAUUCCGCCAUCUGCUCGAUGAUGUAAUUGAAGAUCUAGCAGCACCCGCAGCAAAGGCGCAGGAUUUGAAGAAAACAGCUCAUCUUGGGCUUGCUGGUUUACCAUCAUCGCUGAAGAAAGUGGUCGGAGGGGUAAUUGAAGUGUGUGCGUGCGUGAAGAAGAAGAAGAAUAGAAGCGAUGUCGGACGGAAGUGUUGA